Messenger RNA from Leguminivora glycinivorella, 4800 nucleotides. RefSeq names its product sorting nexin-2 (gene Snx1). Gene Ontology annotation, cellular component: endosome membrane; endosome. Bases 98 to 1504 code for a protein of 468 amino acids. Gene Ontology annotation, biological process: early endosome to Golgi transport. NCBI's taxonomy places the organism in Eukaryota, Metazoa, Arthropoda, Insecta, Lepidoptera, Tortricidae. The transcript has 10 exons. The record is from RefSeq and is a predicted model, not a curated record. Gene Ontology annotation, molecular function: phosphatidylinositol binding.
GCUCGUCUCGGUGUAAUUGAAGUGAAUUUGUACUGCUGUUUGUGAUAACGUUGCUCUUGUAGUUUAAAUAGUGUAUUUAAUUCGUGCCUAGCUCAUCAUGUCUGAGGAGCCUGAUACGCCGCCCUUCAGCACCGUCGAUAUUAACAACGAGAGCCGUGAUGACGAGGAUCUUUUUGCAUCAGCGGUCCAGGAAGUCAGCCUGGAUCCAGAGGUGAACGGGACCCGAGAGACUUUGGACCAGAUCUCCAUUAGCAAUGAUGCUCCCGGUAACACCGGGUCUAUUGGAAGCCCUAUCAUGGAGGAGAUCGCUACAGAAAGGGCGAACAACAUAAUAAUAACAGUCACAGAGCCACAAAAAAUCGGAGAAGGCAUGAGCUCUUACGUAGCAUAUAGAGUGCUAACAAAAACCAAUAUGCCUAUAUUUAGUAAGCACGAUUUCUCUGUGUUGAGGCGCUUCAGUGAUUUCCUUGGGCUUUAUGAGAAGUUAAUGGAGAAAUAUUUACGCUCGGGGAGAAUCAUACCACCGGCGCCUGAAAAGAGUAUUGUGGGAACAACAAAACUAAAAAUGACCUCAACCCCGUCAACCGAGAGCGCCAACGGGGGCUCGGCCUCCGCCAACGUCCAAUCGCAGUUCGUCGAGCGGCGGCGAGCGUCUCUAGAGCGGUUCCUGAAUCGCGUGGCGCAGCACCCGGUGCUCUGUAUCGACCCGGACUUCAGACAGUUCCUCGAGUCUGACACGGAGCUGCCCAAAGCGACAAGCACGUCUGCGCUGAGCGGCGCGGGUAUGGUGCGGUUCUUCAACAAAGUGGGCGAGACCGUCAACAAGAUCACCUACAGGAUGGACGAGUCCGAUGCUUGGUUCGAAGAGCGUGCCGGCCGCAUAGAAGCCCUGGAAGCGUGUCUCCGACGCCUAUGCGGCGCUUGCGAGUCCUUAGCGUCCGAGAGGCGCGAGCUCGGCGCACGAUCGCACGAUACAGCGCGCGCCGCCGCCGCACUGUCUGGUGCAGACCCGCAUGCACCACUGUCAAGAGCGCUGAGCCACCUGGCUGACUUACACGAAAAGAUAGAGCAGUUAAGAAUUGAGCAGUCGAACACGGACUUCUACGUGCUCACGGAGCACAUCAAGGACUACCUCGGGCUCAUUCAAGCCAUCAAGGACGUGUUCCACGAACGAGUCAAGGUGUUCCAGAACUGGCAGCACGCACAGAUGCAGCUGACGAAGCGGAGAGAAAACAAAGCAAAGGCUGAGCUCGCCAAUCGCCCCGAGAAGAUCGAGCAGGCUUCGCAGGAGAUCAUAGAGUGGGAAUCAAAAGUGGAACGCGGCCAACAGGAGUUUGAUCAGAUCUCGCGAGUGAUCAAGAAGGAGCUCGAACGUUGGGACGAAGUGAGAGUAGUAGAGAUGAGGGCCACGAUACUGCGGUAUCUUGAAGAGCAUAUGAAGCACCAGGCACAGGCCAUCCGCUACUGGGACGCCUUCCUGCCCGAGGCCCGCGCCAUCAAAUGAGGCCCCGCGCCCCGGCCCGCGCGCCCCGCGCACUAGCGCGCGCGUGUGGCCGGCACGACGCGCCGGGGCGUAUCACGCGUGCCGAUACCGCUGCGUUAACGUUCGGAUGACAAGACUGGGACCGUCGAGUGGAACGGAGAUCGGUAGAUGUUGCUAACUGUAAGUAAGAAAUGUAGUGAGGUCAUUUUGCGGAAAAAGUGACACGAAUCAUCUUAUUAGAGUUAGUCUACGUUAGCUAUGCAUAAACUAAAUGCCUUAUUUACACGGCACGCGAAAUCGCAUGCCAUUUUAGUUACAUUGCGGACUGUUGAAGUUAUAUCUUAUUCUGCCGACUUUCAGAACUGUUAGACGGUGUGGUACGAAUUUGCUGAAAUGAUAUCUUCGCGUUCGGUUCUAACUUGCUAAGCGAAGGACGAGAUCUCGUAUGAGCGUUUCAUUAUAAUGCGGUAUUUCAUCGGUCGCCUGAGUUGGUGUAACAUCAAUAGUUUUUUACGUAUCUAAGUUCGUAUGCGAAUUCGCACGCCGUCUAAAUUACCCGAGUCAUGGUUUCGUAGAAAUUUUACAUGAAUUCUAACAUUUCCAGUCUCUGUCCUAUAAUAACGCAAUUUUAAAUGUUUUUUUUUAUCUAUCAUUAGUGACUUUUGCCACUAUAUUACUAUAUGACCCUAAACACUAUAAAUAAACUAAAUUAAGAAAAUACUUUGGCUGUCUGUUCAAUUUAAAUAGGUUUAGUGGCAGCCACAAUGUUUAUGAACAAUAUUAAAAUGUAUUUUAUUUUAAAACUUAUAAAUAAUUAAGAAUAAUAUAGCUUAAGUUAGGCUUAAUCGCAAAUUCCCUUGCAAAGAAGUAUAGUUUUUCAAUUUGAUUGAAUAUUAUUUAGAUUCUCUGAUAGUUGCCAAAUUAUUGUCAUAAAUGUUAGCUACAUCUACUGGUCUACGUUCAGAUUACAUUUUAUUUUUUAGAUAAAUUAAAUAAUUAAUUGUUUUAUGAUAUAUGUAAAAUAUAAAAUAUUCAUUCCUAAUGUAUAUUUGACAUAUUUCGUGGCAGUAGGAAGUUAGAGCGCUAAAAAUAAUGUUUGUUAACUUUUCUGUACAUGAUUAUUAUUGCGAAAUAUUAGUUAUUAUAUUGUAACAGUCAACCAAUUUAAAUCAUAGACCACUUGAGAACCUUUGCACAGUAAACGUCAAUGUGACUUCUUAUGGCAAAUAGAACACGGUUUAAAUGAGACAUGGUUCUAGAGUGACGUAGGAUUCAAGUUGGUUGACAGUACAGGUUGAUAUACAAAAGCUGGUACUAAUGGAAUGAACCAAACUUUCAUUGUAUGGGUAACACUGGUGUCAAUACAAUCAGAACAACCUUUUUUAUUAUUUUCAUUUAAUUUAUGCCAGCUCUUGUAACUUGACACAUCUGUUUUUUUCUUUAAUAUGUCGUUACAUAAUCAAAUUUAAUUAUAUUUUCGAUUUUACCAACCAAUGCGUUGCUUUAACCAUUGGCUUCUCACUGACAAGAUAUUUAGUUGGCAGAUUUAGAAGGUCCGAUUUUAGUCUGUAAACAUUCUGAAUAUCCCAAUUUCAGGAGUAUUAAAAUAAAAAGAAGAGAUUCAAAGAAUUGAAAAGUAUUUAAAAGAGCUAAGAACGAUGUAAAUUUAUUUUUAUGCUUUUUGAGAUUUAAUUUACUGAAGUACACUUCCAAAAUCGUUCAGUAAUAAAAUAAUGUUUAAUAUCUAAGAUGUAGUUAGAAAAAAUAAGUUUUAUUUUUAGUACAGGCGAGAUAAUGUUACUUAUAUAAAUUACCUCGAAUCGUUAUAUUUCCAUACUGCAUAAUUAAUAUACCCGGUCCACACAGAGCGAGCAGCGUCUCGGGACGAUCCAACUUAACAGCCCGCCUCGACCGAGGCACCUCUACAUUGUCAGUUUGCCGCGCGUGGAAACUGCCUUGCCACGCGGCUCACUCUUUGUGAACCCGCCUAAUCAUAUAAAUGAUAUUCGGCUUUAGCCACACGUGUCUGAUGUUUUUGGCAGUCAAAUAGUUAAAAACUACCUGUAAUGUAAAUACAUAAAUGGCUUAAGAUACCAAACUGUUUCAUGGGAGUAAUAAACCAUUUAUUCAAAUUUAGAUUUCUCUUGAAUUUACUUGUAACCAAUGGCAAAGAAUGAUGAAAUUUAUUAUAUUCUAAUAGCACGAUAUCACCGUCUCCAAUUGAUAUUAUCUGAAUUUAAACCAAUCACUUUUAUGUACAAAAGAUUUUUCAUAUCAUCAUAUCGCCAUGGCACAACAUCAAUAUUUUUCACGACUUGUCCUGCUUGCAUAAUGAUGUAGGUAAGUACAUACUUUUUCGCAUUUAUUCUUACCAAGCCGGAUCCAGCUUCGUGCCCAGGGGGGGGGGGUCACGUGGUAAAGGCCCGGAGCCCCAGGGGGGGGGGGGUCACGUGGUCUAUUUGUAUGGCCAACUUAGGGGGGGGGGGGGUCAUGACCCUCCAUGGUUCUUACGGUUCCGAACCUUAAGGUUCCGAAUUAAUUUCACUGAAAAGCUUCCAAAAAUAGUUAUUAUAUACUGAUUUAUUUUUACUUAUUCACUUAAAGAGUAAAGACAAGGUGGUACGCAAGUCACGUGACUUCCUGAAUCUAAACUUAAUAAAAAGAAACAGCGUUUUGUACCGAUGAUUGUUGUCUUUGGUCCCCACCUGUUAUUAAUUACAAUUUUAAAGGCUAAGCCAAAGGCAUUACGACAUUCUCCAUUAGAUUAUUUCAGUUAAUAUCUAUGUUCUAUGUUUUUUGUAUUUUCAUGCUAUCUCUUCAUUCUUGUGCACUGGGGUCAGUACUAUUAAACAAUGUCUAAUUAAGGACAAAACUUUUCAUUUUUAUUUUUGUGUCAUCAUUCCACGAGUCCACGGCCUUCGAGAAUGUAGAGCAUAGUGACAUUUCUAAAUUGUAUUGAAUAUUUAAAGUUUUGUUUUAGAGAAACAAAUCAGAAAUGACGUCACUAUGAGCAUGCUUUAGAUUAAGACUAUUCAGGUUUUGUUAUAUCCCUGUAUAUUUUUAUAGUCAUUCGUUUUUAUUACUUAUAAUUAAAUGGAAUAUUAGGUAUCGCGUAUUAGAAAUUGUAUAAAAAUAAAAAUGAAUGUAUAUAAUAGGUACCCUAGAUCUAUAUUAGUUAGCAUGAUUGUAAAUCUCGAGUCUAACGUAUUCCUUAUUUUUUAUAUUGCCAAAUAUAUUUAGCGGUAAUCGAUGUAUUGGAAGAGACGGAUACCUAAAUAUGUAUAUCAAUAAAGUAUAUAAUGUUGAUUUCAAAUACA